Messenger RNA from Brassica rapa (field mustard), 3447 nucleotides. RefSeq lists its product as uncharacterized. The record is from RefSeq and is a predicted model, not a curated record. Lineage: Eukaryota; Viridiplantae; Streptophyta; Magnoliopsida; Brassicales; Brassicaceae.
UAAGACACGGGAUGUCUGUCCAUAUGGAUCGAUGAUCCUGUGGAAAUCAAUCGCAGGUAAAGGAGAUGAUCCUCCAUGCAGCUCAGAACGUUUCCCUGAGGUCUUCCUUCUUUUCUUUCCUUAUUAUGACUAGAAAUUUUGAAAAGGACUGUUUGUUCAGGAGCUGAAAGAAAUGGAGAAGCUGACGAGAGCGAAGAAAAAUGAUGGAAGAAGCUUCCCGACCUUUACUCUCUCACUCAUGCAAUCGUCUAGUUUAGGUAUUCGUAAAAGGUCAGAGGAUAUGAUUAUCGUCGACAUUAAUUACGCAUUUUGCAUAAAUAUUGGUGUUGGUAUUAUGCUAAUUUUAAAAGAAAAAGUACAUCUGUAUUGGAUGGAAUGGAAGGGAAUCAUUAUCAUCAUCUCUCACGUGAUGGGCUUAUUCUGUUGAUCCACUAGUAUGUGGGCCCAUUACAAAUGGCCCACGAAGAGAUCAAGAAUGGGAAACAGAGAAAUGGUAGGAAAAAAGCUCAUCCCAAUUCCCAACAGCUUUCUUUGUCUCUCUCUCGUCCUUUCUUGUCAUUUUUUUUAAUUCUAAAAAGAAAUUAAUUCUCUCACAUUUUCAUGUUCGGUGGAGUCGCAUUGUGUCAAUAGAAAAAAAUAAUUUAAAACGGUAAGGUAAAGUACAAAAAGAAAGUAAGAAGAAAUGCCUGCUAAAUUUUGAGUUUGUAAUCAAAAGGAACGAAAUGGAUAUUAUUAAGGAGAAAAGAAAUAAUUAAAAUCGCAUCUCGAGAAAAUGUUAAUUAGAAGCGAUGAUAGUAGUAAUGGCGAUGAGAUAUUGGGAUUUGUUUAUAGACAGAGACGAAAGAUAAAGGGUGGGAACAAAAGAGCUACACCUCCAUCUCAGCUUCUCUCUCUCUCUUACCCCACAGCGCAGAAUCUUAAUUAAGCCUUUUGGACUCUUCUUCUUCGUUUCGAUUUCUGUUUGAUUCCUCUGAUGAAUCCGUCUGAUCCAUUGCUUCAUCGGAAGCAUUGAACACUGUAUCCCUGACAGCUUCCGACAUAAACCACUGUCAGAAUAAAAAUGUUGAGUGUUUGGUUUCUUUCUUGUAUGCAAGCAAAUAUGCCUGUGACUGAUUCGUAGUUCUAUAAUUUAAAUUUGUUCUGCGCUAGAGAUAAGUGGUCGUCAGUAGUAUUGUUACCGUAAAUAUUUGGUAGUUCGUUAGGAGCUUUCAGAUAAAAUAGGGAUUUUGGAAACUGACAUCUCCCAAGUUCCAAUAAGGCACCCUCAGGUGACUAUCUGAUAAAGUAGUACGAGCAUUGCUGAUGGGUCUGCCACAGACUGCUUCAAGUGAACAAUCCAGUGAAGCUUCUUCUUCUGCGCCAAGUUGCAGCCUUUCUCAGAGUCUGCCUGUCUAUGCCACUUCUCAUGAUUCAGAAAGUGAUGGAGGCAUCUCCUCUUCCAUUGCAGAGUUUGAUAGGAAAACAUCAUUGGAGCCUCUGGAGUUCACUGAUGAUCCGUGUACAUUGCACGGAUCGACUAUCUAUGCUGCUGAUAAGGUUAGCUCGAGUCUAUCUGGAGCUAGAAGGAUAGUGGGGUUUGCAUCAAGCCAAACUAGCUCACUAGACAACGAACAAACUAGUGUAGAUAUUGGUGGAGCGUUGGUCAGGAAAAGAGUACUCUCUCCUCUGAAUACUCUCUUCCCUGUAAAAUUCAGAGGUGACCUGCUUGAUAUCAGCUCUAGUAACCACCACCAACAAAUAAAUUAUUCUGGUCUUGCUAAUGGGUUCCGUGAUUCUCUCGCACAAGAUUACACAAAGUUUAACCUCGCUGGUAGGUUGCAUCUCUCUUCCACCGCGUCAAACAGUGGCAGACUCUCGUCCAUGGUCUUCACUGAUGGUCCAUUAUUCGACUCUAUAGACCUCCACCGACCCACAGAAGGUGAGGUUUGCUUAUAUUCACCAGUAGUAUAUGACACAUCUGGUAUAAAGCCAUGUGAUAAGGAUAUAUCUGUCUCUCCGCCGCUUUCUCUCUCACCACUUGGUCCGAAGUUUUCUGAGAGAAUGAAAGCUCUAAGAAGUGGCCCAAACGGGAAGAUAGUCGAAGAGUUAAGGAAUAUCAGUGAAGAAGCAGAACUAAGUGUUGACCGUAGAUUGUUUGAUGAUGCAUAUGCUCUAAGGAGAGCGUUUUCAAUGGAGAGAAGUGUUGAAUCAGCUCCUUCAUCUCCAUGCAGAAGGUUCAUUAGAAGCUUGAGUGGACGCCCCAUUCAGAGGUCAUUGGUUGGUUCUUUUGAGGAGUCACUAUUGACAGGAAGAUUGUCAUGUGGGACAACAAAUCAGAAGAUUGACGGUUUUCUUGCGGUUCUUAGUAUUGCGGGGGGAAACAUAUCUCCAAAAUCACAGAAGCUUCCAUUCUCAGUAACCAGUUCUGGUGAUGAUUGCUUAUUGCUAUAUUAUGCAUCCAUAGAUCUCGCUGGAGGAACUAAAUCGAACAAUUUCUGGAGCCAGAAGUUGAAAACAAGUCAAAUCAGGUUUGAUAGUCAGAGCUCCAAGAGCCAACUGCGGAUCCCCAUGAAGGGUCGGAUUCAACUGGUUCUUAGUAAUCCUGAGAAAACACCUCUUCAUACCUUCCUCUGUAACUAUGACUUAACUGAUAUGCCAGCCGGUACAAAGACUUUCUUGCGCCAAAAGGUUACUCUGGGAUCAUCUAAUCCAACCAAAGAAGCAACGCAAGAGAAGACCAGAGAAGCCACAAGCUGUGAAAAAGAAAAGUCCAGUAAACAUGGGAACAAAAAAGAAUGUGAAGGAUCUGAUUUGUUCAAUUCAGUGGAAGGAGGAGAUUCGUUACACGAAAGUGGGAAAAGUUGUAUAAAAUCUUCCAAAGAAUGUAAUAGCGGUUCUGGUGCUCUACGGUACGCUCUCCAUCUAAGGUUUAUUUGUCCAUUACCCAAGAAAGCUUCAAAGAAACCUGAUGAAACCAAAACUACGGAGCAAAAGAAAGACUUGGAUGAAGAUGGGAAGAGGAGAUUCUAUCUGUACAACGACUUGCGAGUCGUGUUUCCUCAACGCCACACAGAUUCUGAUGAAGGAAAGUUGAAUGUGGAGUACCAUUACCCAGACAACCCAAGAUACUUCGACAUCACAGACUAAGACUUUUAAUGGUUUUGUUCCAUUACUGGAACCUAUAAAAUAGAGAUCAAACGUCGGAAUUUCAGAAGAGAAACCAUGUGAAGCCUGAUACAUCAUCCUUGGCAACAAUUGUCUGUAGGGAUCACCCUCUCUUUUCAUUUUCAAGUAGGCAAUGCAUUGUUCAACCUCAGACUUGACUUGCAAGUAAAACUCCUGAGCCUUGUCUUUGUCUUUUAGCUCUUGUUCCUUGCCUGCCACGAACAUAAAGUGUUCAGAUCAGUGAUGAUCUGAAGUAGAGAUCAACAUCUAGAGUAAAGCAUAUAUGAACCUGCUGUUUCAAUU